Messenger RNA from Ctenocephalides felis (cat flea), 2880 nucleotides. Its product is annotated as zinc finger protein 3-like. Gene Ontology annotation, molecular function: RNA polymerase II transcription regulatory region sequence-specific DNA binding; DNA-binding transcription factor activity, RNA polymerase II-specific. Lineage: Eukaryota; Metazoa; Arthropoda; Insecta; Siphonaptera; Pulicidae. The coding region runs from base 655 to 2694 and encodes 679 amino acids. Gene Ontology annotation, cellular component: nucleus. The record is from RefSeq and is a predicted model, not a curated record. The transcript is spliced from 14 exons. Gene Ontology annotation, biological process: regulation of transcription by RNA polymerase II.
CGUCAUUGUUCGUUUGUAUCAAAAUCGCAGGUAUUUCAAUAGGUACAUUAGGAUAUAAUAAAUACCGAUUAAAAUGUUAAAACCUAAACGGAGGAUUUAAGAAAAUAUUUGGAUUAUUCUACUCAUUCAGGCCAUUAUAGAGAUGACAUGGAAGAGCACACUUUAAAAUGGAUACUAAGUUCACUUAAUAAUUAAAAUAUAUUCCAACAAUUAAAGAUAAUUAUCUCAUGAAUUAAUUGUUAAAUCAGGAGAUAUAUCAUAAGAGGUGUUAUUGGAGGAUUUAAGAAAAUAUUUGGAUUAUUCUACUCAUUCAGGACAUUAUAGAGAUGAUAUGGAAGAGUGCACUUUAAAAUGGAUACUAAAUUCACUCAAAGAUGAUUAAAAUAUAUUCCAACAAUUAAAGAUAAUUCAUUCAAGGAGAUAUAUCAUAAGAGAUUUGCAAACAAUCAUUUCGUUAUGCAACUGGAUUAGAAAGACAUGUACAAAGACACAAGGGUGAAGGAGGUUUCAUUUGCAAACAAUGUGGAAAAAAAUUUUGUUCUGAUGCUGAAAGAAAAAUACACAAGGAAGCAAUACAUAAUAUCAAUAACUGUCAGUUAUGCAAUCUAAAAUUUAAAAAAGAGGAAGAAUUUUAUGCACAUAUAAAUAAGGAACAUGAUGGUCGCGACAGAAUUUAUUCAGUUUGCAGUGAAUGUGGACAACAGUUUAAGACUAACAUAUCAUGUAGAAUCUAGAUGUGGAACUCUAAGGCAAUGGUCAUGCAAUAAUUGCAAUUCAAAGUUUAUGACUAAAAGCUCUUUGAGAGCUCAUCAACUAAUACAUAUAGGUGAGAAAAAGCAUUUAUGUAAUUAUUGUGGUAGCAGCUUUUUAUCAAAAGGACAGUUGAAAGUUCAUGAACGUAGUCACACUGGUGAAAAGCCUUUUUCAUGUGAGGUUUGUGAAAAAUCAUUUGCAUAUAGAGAGUCUUUAGUAACUCAUUCAUCAGUGCAUACUGGUAUUAAGCCAUAUUUGUGUUUGGCUUGCGGUGCCAGAUUUUCUUGUAUAGGAAAUUUGAUUAAACAUAGAAGAACUCGUUUAAAUACUUGCGGUCUUCCGCAAUAUUGCACAGAAAGUGUUAAAGUCGCACCUAGACCUAGUGCUAAACGUAUCAGGAACCGAAGACCGAAAAGAAAAAUAAAUAUUAAUAUUGAAUCAGAUCUUAAACAAGAUUUGAAAACGGAAAUUAAUGUGAAGAAUCAAAAAUCAAUUGAAUCUUUUGAACCUAUACAAAAGACUGUUGGUUUGUCACAUAAUAAUCCACAACUUAAUUAUCUUAACAAUGACAUUGAAAUAAAGACUGAAAAUAUUUUUGAAGGAAAUAAUGAUUAUAGUAUAAAAUCCUAUUCUGGGGAUUCCCAAUAUAAUCAAGAAGAUAAAAAGCAUAGCUUAAAUAAAUUACAAGUUACUCUGGAUCAAACUGUAAUUGAGGAUAAAUUAAAUGAUUCAGUUAUGAUAAAUGAUAUUAAAAUUGAAACUCAUACUACAGUGCAAUCAGAUGGCAAUGAUGGAAUUGAUGUUUUGGAUGAUAAUGGUAUUGAAGAUCCCAACAACUAUGAUAGCAAUAAUCUCUCAGAUCCUGAGUUAGUCGAAAGGAAUGAGAAGAGUGAUGUUAUAGAUUUGCCAACUGAUUUAUUUUCUCCCACAGAAAGUAUAAAUGGAAGACUGGAAAGACCAUUAUUUUCAUGCAAGCUUUGUUUAAAAGAAUAUGCUUAUUUAUCUGCCUUAGAAAAACAUGAAAAAUCUCAUGGUGGUGUCAUGGGUACAUUAACAGAGAACAAGAAAGAAAGGGAAAUGAAAAAUAAACAAAAUAAAAGUGCAUACAGCUGUAAAUUUUGUUUCAAAAAAUAUUUAAACAAAUCAAUUCUUAUAAAACAUGAAGAAAUGCAUGGUCCUGAUGGUUUAUUAUUAGUUCGCUGUGCUUGCUGCCCACGUUUCUUCCAUGACACUAAUUCUUGUUUGCAACAUCAGUAUGCAGAACAUAAGGAUAAAUUGGCUUGCACACCUUGUGCUAAAUUAUUCAAAAGGCCUGAGUUAUUGGCGUUACAUAUUAAACGAGAGCAUAGUGAUGAACCUAUUCCCAAGAAGAAAUAUAAAUAUGUUUGUUCUGUUUGCGGCAAAAGACAGCCAUCAAAACGUGCUCUUAUAGAACAUGAAGAUUCUCAUAGCCAUAAUGCAGAUUUAAAUGUUAAAAGUAAUACUCUUUCAAGUUCUAAUAAAAUACACACUUGUCCAAAAUGCAAACAUAUAUAUUCGUCUGCUGCAUCGCUUCGAUCACAUAUGACUGUCCAUGCUAUUGGUGGAGACAAACUACAACAGCUAUGUCGUUAUUGUGGAAAAGCAUUCAGAACGCGCGGUGAAGUUAAAGUUCAUGAACGAGGUCACAGUGGCGAGCGGCCAUUUAAAUGUGAGUUUUGUGUUAAAGCAUUUGCUUACCGCGAAUCUUUAAUUACACAUCGUUCUAUACACACGGGAUAUAAACGCCACUUUUGUUCAGCUUGUGGUGCUAGAUUUUCAUGUGUUUCGAAUCUUCAAGCUCAUAAAAGAAGUCGAAAAAAUACCUGCGGAUCUGAUGUAAUGGACAACAAGAAUGUUUUAACAAAUCAACAGCACAUAGAAGUAAACAAAAGUUUGGACAACCUACCGAUGAUUACAUAAAAUGAAAUUUUAUCUUUUUUUUCUGAUAUUGCUCAUAGACAGAAGCUGAGCUUGAAAACAGCAGCCACUUUUUCAUAUUUUCAAUGACAUCACAGCCGAAUGAUGAAGUAAAAAGGUGAAAAUUGUUAUAUCAGAUAUUUUCAAAAAUACCUUUAAAGUGAUUUAUGAUUCAUUUUAAUAUCAGGG